Messenger RNA from Anopheles darlingi, 728 nucleotides. RefSeq names its product homeobox protein H2.0-like. Lineage: Eukaryota; Metazoa; Arthropoda; Insecta; Diptera; Culicidae. Gene Ontology annotation, molecular function: sequence-specific DNA binding; DNA-binding transcription factor activity, RNA polymerase II-specific. The record is from RefSeq and is a predicted model, not a curated record. The transcript is spliced from 4 exons. Bases 165 to 728 code for a protein of 187 amino acids. Gene Ontology annotation, biological process: regulation of DNA-templated transcription.
AAAAUCAAUCGCAUGCGAAAGAUGAUAUUCUUAAAUUCGGUAUCGACCGCCUACUUGGCCAACAGAUUAUUCAUCAAACAAGAAUUGAUAAGUUACACAGUGAAAUACCAACAGAUAAGUUACACAGUGAAAACUAUUACAGUCAUUUAAACAGUCUAGAGACAAUGAAUGGUCUAUCCAAGAGUAACAACAUAAGAAAUAGUCUAAUCAAACCGUACCCACAACGUGUCGAAAACGGCUCAUACGCUAUACAAUCUUUAAGAGGAGAUGGACGUCAAUUCGAUUCAGAAACUGCAAGGCUUACCAAUAUGACAAAUGGGGAACCAUAUCUGUUACAUUCAAAACAAAGUACAAUCAACAAAACUGUUGAACAUGCCACAUCCAUUCGACGGAAGCGUUCAUGGUCCAGAGCAGUGUUUAGCAGUCUCCAAAGGAAGGGACUGGAAAGGACAUUCCAGGAUCAGAAAUAUAUCACAAAACCAGACAGGAAACGUCUUGCCGCCAAUCUAGGCUUGCACGAUGCGCAGGUUAAAGUUUGGUUUCAAAACCGUCGGAUGAAAUGGCGACACAUGGUUAAAAGUAGAAGACUGCCAUCCACACAAAGCCAUUCUACUAUCAACGAAACAGUAUCUGAGGGAUCAAAUACAUCUGACGUCACAACAGCCGAUGAAGUAUUAGCAUUUUGCAUCGAAGAAGACAGCAGAGAUAUCGACAUAAUAAUAGAUUGA